Molecule: messenger RNA, 1949 nt
Organism: Chlorella variabilis
Lineage: Eukaryota; Viridiplantae; Chlorophyta; Trebouxiophyceae; Chlorellales; Chlorellaceae
Exons: 12
Coding region: 1-1731 (576 amino acids)
Biological process (GO): xenobiotic detoxification by transmembrane export across the plasma membrane
Cellular component (GO): membrane
Molecular function (GO): xenobiotic transmembrane transporter activity; antiporter activity
Source: RefSeq, a predicted model, not a curated record
AUGCCCGGGCCCGGCGAUCCCACGGAGGACGCAGAGCGGGGCGACAGGCCCUCUCCCUUUGCCGACGACGAGCAGGAUGCCCCGCCGGCGAUCAGCGCGGUGGACGCCGACGGCACACUGCUGGCGGGGCUGCCCGCCAAUAAGGCGGCGUGGAAUGAGGCGUGGGAGGAAGCCACCGAGGCCCCCCUGAUCGCCGCUGCGCUGUCAGGCACCUUCAGCCUGGCCCACUGCCUGGCAUCCAACGAGGUGGAGGAGGCGCAGAGCGUGAAGGCCGCGGAGGCGGCGCCCGCCUGCGUUGCCACCUGGCGCGGCGAUGCCACGCGGCUGCUGGCCCUGGCGAUACCCAUUGCGGUCACCAACCUGCUGAGCUUCUGUGUCAACGCGGUGGGCGUGUCGUUCGUGGGUCGGCUGGGCAGCCUGCAGCUGUCGGCCGCAGUGCUGGCCUCCUCUGUGUUCAACGUCACUGGCCAGUCAAUCAUGAUGGGACUGUGCGGAACAAUCGACACGCUGGCAGGGCAGGCCUUUGGCGCCCGCAAUUACCGGGCGCUGGGCUGCAUCCUGCAGAGGGCGCUGCUGGUCAACCUUGCCUUUGGGGCCGCCAUCGCCGUGGCCUGGCUCAAGUCUGAGCGCCUGUUCCUGCUGCUGGGCCAGGAGGCGGAGCUGUCUGCUGCUGCGGCGCGCUAUAUGGCCCUGGUGGCCCCCUGCCUGCCCUGCAUCGGCAUCCUGGAGGCCUGCCGCCGCUACCUGCUGGCACAGGGCAUCGUGCGGCCCGGCACCGUGGUCACCGCCUGCGGCGCCGCCCUCUCCCCGCUCUACAAUUGGCUGCUCAUCGUGCGGCUGGGCCUGGGCCUGGACGGCGCCGCGCUGGCCCUGCUGGCCGUGCAGCUGACCUCCGCGCUGCUGCUGGGAUCCUACGUGGUGCUGCGCAACGCCGGCCUGCGCGGGCGGGAGGACUCUCCCUGGCACGGCUGGAGCCUGGCGGCGCUGAGGGGGUGGGGCCAGUAUUUGGGCCUGGCCCUCCCCAGCGUUGUGAUGAUCUGCUGCAAGUGGUGGUCGUUUGAGGCGCUGAUCCUGCAGGCGGGGUGGUUCCCGGACGCCCAGCUGGCUGUGGCCACCAUGGGGCUCUGCUCAAUGACCAACAGCGUCGUCUACAUGCUGCUGUUCGGCCUCUCCAUGUCGGCCUCGGUCAAAAUCAGCAACGCCCUGGGCGCGGGGUGCCCCAACGGCGCGCGCCGAGCCACCCUCACCUGUUUCAACCUCACGCUGGCGGCGCUGGCCGCCGCCAUCUCGGCCCUCAUGCUGCUCAAGGACCGUUGGGUGCGCCUGCUGACGGAUGUGGAGCCGGUGGUGCAGGCCACCGUGGCCCUGCUGCCCAUCUUUGCCUUCUCGCUGGUGGGCGACGGCAUCAACGUCGCGCUCCAGUCGCUGCUGCGCGCCUCGGGCAGGCAGAAGGUCGGCGCCCUCACCAACAUCAUCAGCUAUUGGCUGCUGGCCAUCCCUCUGGCUCACUACCUCGCCUUCCAGCGCGGCUGGGGCGUGCAGGGCCUGUGGUGGGGCAUCGCCGCCGCCAACUCGGUGCAGGCGGCCAUCAUGGGCGUGGUGGUGGCACGCUUUGACUACGAGGGGGAGGCCCGCAAGGCGGCGGCGCGCUUCACCCUGCGCCAGCCGCUGCUGGCCAGCGGCAGCGGGCUGGCGCCGCUGUCGCCGGUGCCCAGCGGCGGGGUGGCGUAAGGCGGGGGCGCCGGCGGCUUCCACCCGGGGCAGGCGCGCCCCGCCACCCUGCACCCUGCGCCACAAUCUGUCCUGCCCUCUCUCCCUUGGUAUGUCAGUACACUUCAGUAGGUACAAUCCAGGCUGCCCUUCUGUCGUAUGCUUUUGGCACUGUCUGCCUAGGCUCAGCGGUAUUCAUUUGGUUGCACAGUUGCGCAUGCCUGAAAUGAAGCGAGCAC